This is a messenger RNA of Paramisgurnus dabryanus, 1261 nucleotides long. The record is from RefSeq and is a predicted model, not a curated record. NCBI's taxonomy places the organism in Eukaryota, Metazoa, Chordata, Actinopteri, Cypriniformes, Cobitidae.
ACAGCUGAUGAGUCAAGUAAAUAACAAUGGGAAUAUUAGCGUCUGGAUUGGACUGAAGAAUACAGGUGUUUAUAAAUGGAAGUGGUCUAUGGGUGAUCCUGUGAACUAUAAUAACUGGGAAGAAAACGGUGACAUUAAUGGUGAUGGUAAUUGUGUAUAUAUGAUAAAUGGAGAAUGGCGUCAUCAGAACUGUGGUCAAAAGCAAGGGUUCGUCUGCUACAAUGAGACCACCAAAGGAUUCAUCUAUCAAACUUCUAAAACAACCUGGAGAGAUGCUCAGAGUUUCUGCAGACAGCAUCAUACUGAUCUGGCGAGUGUGAGGAACCAGAAUGAGGGUGAACACAUUAAGAAGAUCAUUAAUAACAGUCAGAUAUCUGUCUGGAUCGGUCUGUUCAGUGACUCAUGGGAGUGGUCAGAUAAGAGUAACUCUGGCUUCAGAUACUGGAGUUCUCGUGAACCCAAUGGUGGUGGUACUGAUCCAAUGUGUACAGAAGUCAAAAUUUAUGAUCAGGGUCAAUGGAAUGAUGCGGGUUGUGGUCACUCUCAGACCUUUGUAUGUCAUGAAGAUAAUCUGGUAUUGAUCAAUCAGAAUCUGAGCUGGUCUGAUGCUCUGAGUUACUGUAGACAGAAUCAUGUGGAUUUGGUUUCGGUUGAUUCAGAGGAGAUUCAGCGCUGGGUGUCAGGAUUGGUUCAACAGGCCUCUACUCCAGAGGUGUGGUUGGGGUUACGUCACUCCUGUGCUCUGGGCGUUUGGUUCUGGAUGAAUGGACAGAUGGUUUGCUAUCAGAAUUGGGUGAACAGUACAGUAGAUAAGAGCUGUGACACUGUGAGAUCUGGAGCAGUUCAGUCUGGAGGAGAUCAGCGCUGGAUCAGCCUUCCUCAAACUGAACUACGCAACUUCAUCUGCACCAAAUCUGAAUAAUGAAAUCAUCUGCGUCUUACUGUUAUAUACAACUAUUAGUUAUUUUUGUUGUUUUCAUACUGUUUUGAAUUGUUUGACAAUGUGGGAAUUUGAAGGUUUAUUAUAGAUUAAAUACAACUGUCAUUGUCUGAAUCAAAUAUAAUGUAUAAUAUCUUUGGGGAUUAAACUUUUUAGUGUUAAAUAACUUUCUGUGGUAAUCCAUAGCAUACAACUCAGCAUGCCUUCUGUCCAAUAUUUACCCAGCAUGGGUUAAAAAAUAUCUCAGCAGAAUUUAGAGUGAAAAUAAAAUAAAGGUUUGUUUGUAUCUUGUAUGUGUUUGACUAAUGUAAAAUAGUGUAA